UUGUGGCCGACAGCGCACGCGCGGGCUCCCGUACACUUAGGCGACUUCCGGCUUUGGGGGGCCUCGUGACGCCUUCGUCCGCCCCGGAUUGUGCUUCCGGUGUGAGGGUCACGGACAAGAUGGUGCCGCCAGUGCAGGUUUCUCCGCUCAUCAAGCUCUGCCGCUACUCCGCCCUGUUCCUCGGCGUGACCUACGGAGCCAAGCGCCACAGUUACCUGAAGCCACGGGCGGAGGAGGAGAGGAGAGUGGCUGCCGAGGAGAAGAAGAGGCAGGAUGAGCUGAAACGGAUCGAGAGGGAACUGGCAGAAGCCCGGGAGGACAGCAUCCUGAAGUGAGCGCAUCCUGGAGUGAGCGGCCUGGAGCAGGGCCCUGAGUAAAGCUCUCUGUGCUGAGUGAG
This is a messenger RNA of Pipistrellus kuhlii (Kuhl's pipistrelle), 397 nucleotides long. It is a transcript of the gene ATP5ME, whose product is annotated as ATP synthase membrane subunit e. Gene Ontology annotation, biological process: proton motive force-driven ATP synthesis. Bases 120 to 335 code for a protein of 71 amino acids. The record is from RefSeq and is a predicted model, not a curated record. NCBI's taxonomy places the organism in Eukaryota, Metazoa, Chordata, Mammalia, Chiroptera, Vespertilionidae. The transcript has 4 exons. Gene Ontology annotation, molecular function: proton transmembrane transporter activity.